Messenger RNA from Stegodyphus dumicola, 4318 nucleotides. Its product is annotated as protein ILRUN. NCBI's taxonomy places the organism in Eukaryota, Metazoa, Arthropoda, Arachnida, Araneae, Eresidae. The record is from RefSeq and is a predicted model, not a curated record. Gene Ontology annotation, cellular component: phagophore assembly site. Gene Ontology annotation, molecular function: ubiquitin binding. Gene Ontology annotation, biological process: macroautophagy.
UGCAUGGUGACGUCAUAUUUACAUGAUUGUAAUAACGUUAAUAGUGUUGUGUAUGAGAGAUUUUUACUAUGAAACUUAGUUUUAAGAGUGUUGCUUUGGUUGUUGAGUAAAAGACUUUUGAUGAAUAUUUGCCGUUAGGCUAGUGUAGAAAAUGGACAUAGAUAGAGAUUUUGAUGCAAGUUUACUGCAGCAGUUUAGCUGUCUUGGAACGACAGAUAGGGAUGUUCUCAUAUCCCAGCUGCAGAAACUUUUAGGCGAUCAGUUAAAUCCUGCAGGAUGUGCUUUUUUCUUGGAUAUGAAUAACUGGAAUUUACAAGCAGCAGUAUGUGCAUACUUUGAUUUCGAUUCUCCAAGAGAUAAUUUACCCAGAAUGUCUUUUGUGAGAGAUGUUACUAUUGGAGAUGGUGAAGCUGUUUCACCAAAUAUGAAGUUUGUAAAAACAUGGUCAAUUCAGAAUCCAAGUCAAGAAAGGUGGCCACCUGGUUGUUCUUUACGAUUUGUUGGUGGUGAUCGGAUGAGUCAUAUCGAUCGUGUUUUUGUAGAUCCUUUGGAACCACACGAAAUGGUUGAUGUUUCUGUAGAGAUGGUGAGUCCUCAAACACCAGGAAUGUAUCAAGGACAGUGGAGAAUGAGUACAGCAACUGGGCAAUUUUUUGGAGAAGUAAUCUGGGUCAUUGUAACAGUGGCUGAGGGAGGUGUUUUGAGUUUGACUCAACAAAUGGAUGCAUUUCAUCAGCUUGGAUCACCUCCACGGACUACACAUAUGCCUAUAAAUCCAUUUGCUUCAUCAAAUUCUAAAUGUAGAGGGUCUUUUGAUAGCAUGGCAUCAUCGCAACUCCCUCAUAAUGAGUAUCCCAUUUCUCCAACAUCUGGAGAAAAUUCAUUCUCUCAUGAAAAUAGUAUAUCUUCGUCUCCUGUAGCACAAGAGCUUCAGGAUUCUCAGCAACAGUUCCUUGUCCCGCCAAAUGUAACGUUGAAUGUUUUAAAGAAUGAUUCUACAAGUGAAGAAAUGAUUCCUUAAAGAAAUAUUAAAUGCUUAAAGUUAUGUUUGGGAUUAUUUUUGGAUAUUUGAUUUACAUUUUUAAUGCAAUAAAAUUUGCAGUUUUAAGCUUCAUAUUCCCAAAUUAUCACUUCAUCUUGAAAGCAAGAUUCUGUACACAGAGGUCUUCAAUUCAUAAAUUUAAUAAAAGGGAAAAAAAAAUAUUAAUGUAUAUUGAUAAUCUGGGUUUUGUCUUUUAAAUUUGUUUUUAUAUUAUUAGAUGAUUACUGGAACAAGAAAAGUAACGAAAAUAAGAAUUUUUAUGUUAUGUUAAAAAGUAUAAUCAUUUUAAGUAACUUUUCUGCAAUAUGUAAGUGUACAAUUAUGUCAGCAAUAAGAAAACUGAAAGCUGUUGCUAAGAGUAUGAAAUGUGCAGCUUAGCCUUUGAAACUAAACUGUAAAUAUGUAAUAUUAUGAAUGCAUUAAAAUUUAUUGGCUUGUUUUUUUCUUGUACUUCAAGUGCUAAAAUUAUUGAACUAUUUCAGAACUUAGUAAACUUUAAAAUGUAUUAAUUCUAAAUUUGUAAAUUGAAUAGAUCAUUAUAAAGGUGUUUUUCUUUGAAAUUAUUUAAUUAUGGAAAACUGUAAUUUAUUCUGUUGUACGUGUAAAAAUUACUUUUAUGCAUCCCUUGUCUUUUAACUACGUGCUAUGGUCUUUUAUAAACUAAAAUAUAUUUACACAUAAUUUUUAUGAGUUAAAAUAUGUACUAUGGUUUGAAUUUAUCUGAACAUUUAGUAUGGAAAUAUGAAAAGUAAGUUUGUAAUGUUUUAUAACUUUAUUCUUUGACUAUUCUUAUUAUCUGAAGACACCAUAUUUUUUUAAUUAUUGUAAAUGCGAAAGCAUAGCACCUUACAAUAGAUUAUUUUUAUUGUUUUUUUUUUGUAUAAGCAUGUGGAAUUUAAACAAAAAUGUGAGUUUUCCGUCUUAGGUAAAUGAGAUAAACAUGAUUACAGAUUUCAGGAUUUGGAGCUGUUUUUCUUAUUUUCCCAUCUUCUUUUGUUUUAUAGGUAGCAUUAAAUGAUAAGUUAUCCUUCAACUAGACUUUGUAAUUAUUAUGAACACCAUCUGUUCAGUGAAAUAUCCUCUCCUCUUUCCUUUCACUUCUUGUUACUUUUAAGUUGAUCGUAAUAGAAAUAAGUUUUAAACGCAAAUGGUAUUCAUUUUGCAUGUCUGUCAAAAAAUGCAGUGGUACUGUAAAAAAUGCAAUGCAAGGAAUUUUCAGGGAGCUAAUGUAGUCAUGUUAUAUAUUAAUGUAGUUCAUGGAAACACCAUUCGAUUAAUCCUUUUUUUUUUUUUUUUUUUUUCAGUCUUUUAAUGGCUCUGCAUUCAAUUUUUAAAAAUGAUAUUUUUCUGCUAUUAAACAUUUUUUAUUUUAAUUUUUGAUAUUUUUGAUAAGAAAAUUAAUUUUAAAGGUACCAAAUUAUUUAACUCAUUUAAUCCUAAAUGAAUUAUUUCUGUAUUUGUAACAUUUGUUAAAUAAAUUAUUAUAUAAAUAUUCUGUCCUUUCAUUUUCCACAGUUAUGAAAAAGUAAUGCGCUUAUAAUUGCCUACAACCUUCAAUUUUAGCACCACUAAUGUUUUUACUUAAAGAAAUAACAUAAUUAUUUCUGUAUAAUAUUGGCAUUAAUUUUAGUCUGCAAAAAUUUUAUCUGUUCUAAUACAUUGAUUCCUACUUGUAAAUUCUCUAAUUAAAUGUUAAUUAUCACUUUUUGUUACAGUCAUAAAAAAAAGUAGACUUUAGUGCUAAUGGUUUUUGUUACAGUCAUGGGAAAAAAAUCUAAACCUUAUUGCUAAUGUUAUGAACUUGAUUUCUUUUCAUUUCUCAAUUUGUAUUAGUUUUCACUUGUAGUAUGUUUAUGGUAAUACAUUUUUGGUUAUAAUUUGACACGAUUGUUAUUCGAGUCUUGAAUUACAUUUAUAACAUUAGAAUAAAUAUGCCUUGGGAACAUCAUAAAUUAAGGAAGCCACCACAAUUCGAAUUUGGCACCAACUAGGACACUUUCAUGGAAUACUUUUCGUCUCAUUAUUAUUUCUCGUGUUUUAUUUUAUAAAAGUAGGUCUUGAAAAUAAAUUUUAUUUUGAAAUUGUUCUAAUGCAAUUCAAAUAUCAGUAACUUAAUAAUUUUAGUAUUGUAAUAGAGGCUUGCACGUACAUAAAGAAAACUCCCUGAGCAAUCAACUUUUUGCAUAACCUGUUAUUUUCUUAAAGGCCAAAGUAGUCCUAAUCUUUAAAAUUUAAAGAAAGGGAAACGGGGAAAAAAAACCCUGUUAAUAAGUUUAAAAAAUUCUGUAAGCAUACAUUUUCAGUUUGAAUGUGUCAUGGUCCCACUUUUUAUUAAACAUUUCUUAUUGUAUACAUUUUGAUUCACAUUUUAUUUUUAAAAUUUUUUAUUAAAAAUAAAAUUUUUUAAUGCAAUUUGCAUAUUAUUAAUUUUAGUACUGUAAUGGAGCCGUGCACAUAUGUAAAAAAAAAUUUCCGAGUAAUCCAACUUACUACGUACUUGUACUUUUCGUAAAUGUCAAAAUUGUCCUAAUCCUUAAAAUUUAAGGAAAGGGAAUAACAGAUUUCCUGGAGAGAAAAAAAGCUAAUAAGUUACAAGGAGAGAAAAAAAGCUAAUAAGUUACAAAAAAUGCUGUAAGUAGACAUUUUUUGUAUAUUGAGAAGAAAGUUCUCAUUGGGUAUUUAAAAAUAAUAUGUAAAUAUACCUAAUGCUGCUAUGUCUGUAAAAUAUUCAAAAUGCCAAUAUGUAUAUUAAUAAUAUCAAAACUUUUUAUUGUAUUUUUUUUUUUUUUCCUUUUAGUACAGGAAAUCAUGUACAGGUUUUUAAUAUUUUGAAAUUUUAUUCAUUCUCUUCUGAAAAGUUCUCUCAAACUUUUGACCAUUUGGUCUUUUUUGAAAUAUGUUUCUGUUUAAUAAUAGGGGAAAAUUCUUAUCACUCACAUCUUUUUUAUUUUUAAAACAUUUUCUGUCUUCUUAUAUGUUAAACAUUUUAUAAGUAAACAUAUAUUUAUCCGAGGUAUUUGUAAACUAUUCAUUGCACAUUUCAUUCUUCGGUUUCUUUUGGUUCAGUUGAAAAUAGAAUAGUUGCAAUUUUUUUUUUUUGAAAGCAUAAUUAAAGUAAAUGAGUAAAAAGCAAUUCUGCAGACUUUUAUGUACAACUAAAUGCAAUCUAUAAUUUUAUUAAAUUUUCAUUGUGGAACAUUUUUCAUUUGAUUGUCCAUUGAAAACUUAAGUAUACUGCCAGCACCAUAUAUGUGUGGGUUAUAUCAGUCAUGCUGU